UCGGCUUUGAUUUUGAAAGGCAACAACAACAAUAAAAACCUAUUUUGUUUAUAAUUAAUUAAAAUAUAACUUACAGCAUUACGACAUAAUCUUACUGUGAUUGAUGUGCAGCUUUAAACAUGGAGCUCUGCGGGUUACAGUCCUCCAGUAACGGACACACACAUGUGCAGGAAUGGCAUCAUGAAACAUCUGCAGGAUUUUUACCCCCGAAACGCAAAAGAUCUGAUUUAACAAACAUGACUGGAGACAGAUGUGACGGUGCAUCUGCUUUUCCUGCUAAAGAAACAGCCAAAAACCACAGCCGUUUUGUGCGGAUCGACGGUCAGAGAGGUGUGUAUUACUCCGAGAGCUUUGAACCGAACGGAAGCACUCUGUACCUCCCUGUCUGCGGAACCGUGCUCGCCAACAUGCACAAAUACGAACAGAUCAGCUUCGAGCAAGGCUGCUUCUGCAUCGGCGACGAAACCGGAGGCUUCCGGCAAAGAGUGCAAGGUCAGGCUCUUCACUGCUGGAGAUACAGUAAAGACGUCAGGAAGCUCUUCAUCGCCCUGUCGUACUUCUUCACGAACUGUGACGUAUUUCAGGAGGUUCUGAGCUCUCUCGAGUGUUUGUAAAGAGGACACACACACACACACACACACACACACACACACACUGAACAUAUCUCCUAAUUGACUAUGUUUCAUUUUUGGCUGCUCUAAAUUGUUGAACAAAAUCACGUUUGUCGUUUAUCCGGUUUCUGAUCUUCUUUUUUUCUUUCUUUUUUUAACUAUAGACCAGUAUUUUAGAGAACUCCCUGUUGUUUAUGUGGAUUGUAGAAUAAAGUGCGUUUUCCUACAGAUUGAGUUAAAGCGCCUCACUUUCUGCAUGUGAACGUGAAGCCGGACCGCACAAUCUCUCGAAAUCCUCACAAGACGAUAAGUAUGCGGGGAGGUGGGGUGGGGGGGGGGGCAAAACUUUUGCAGUGGCCCUUUGUGACACUUUCCAUUGCAUCUUACCGUUAUAUAAAACUUUAAGACACAAAUUCUGCACAGUAUAUUCUGAUAGAAUUGUAAUUAAUCGUAUUUUUAUGUGUAUUAUCUGCAAAGUGAACCUUGUGAGAUUUUGGGGUCUGUAGUAUUGUUUAUAACGGGCCUCUGUGAUCAUCUGUUAUUUUAUUUUUUACCCUUUUUUUUAUUGUGUAUUUUUUUAAAAUAAAAUAAAGUGUAUUAACACAAAUGUAACGUCUCUGAAUCUAAUUCUUAUUAAAAACAACAACAACAAAAUUUAUAUAUAAAUAUUUUUGUUACUAAUUUGAUUCUGUUUAAUUUCUAUUCUGUUAUCCAAAUUUCACUAAUUACGGCAUGAAUGAUUGUUUGUAAACAGUCGUUUAUUUUCUGAGACGCUUAAACACACACUUCACACACUAGUCAUUAUGUACAGUACUAAAGCCAAAUAGUCAGGUUUCGCUUCCUGAAUAUGUUUUGACUUUUAUAUUAUAUAAAAUAUGCACAAUACACACUUCGCAAUUAAUUUAAUAAAUAAUCAUUUAAUAACGCUGGA
This is a messenger RNA of Ictalurus furcatus (blue catfish), 1542 nucleotides long. RefSeq lists its product as uncharacterized. The coding region runs from base 120 to 614 and encodes 164 amino acids. The record is from RefSeq and is a predicted model, not a curated record. The transcript has 4 exons. NCBI's taxonomy places the organism in Eukaryota, Metazoa, Chordata, Actinopteri, Siluriformes, Ictaluridae.